Messenger RNA from Cannabis sativa, 1862 nucleotides. Its product is annotated as protein TRANSPARENT TESTA GLABRA 1. Gene Ontology annotation, molecular function: protein binding. The transcript is spliced from 2 exons. Gene Ontology annotation, cellular component: nucleus. Lineage: Eukaryota; Viridiplantae; Streptophyta; Magnoliopsida; Rosales; Cannabaceae. The coding region runs from base 258 to 1274 and encodes 338 amino acids. The record is from RefSeq and is a predicted model, not a curated record.
UCUUCCUUAAUUUAUACUUUUUUGACUCUUACUUUACAAAAUCUUGGAGUAGAAUAUUCUAAAAGGUCUUUGUUGACCAAAAGAGCUUUUCUGUUCAUUUCCUCGAAACUACGUCGUUUCUACAACGAAACGCUACCUGUCUUUCUUCCUCAAACUCAACAACCAUUCUUCGAAAAAAAAAUAAAAAUCCAAUCUUUAAUAAAACCCAAAACCCAAAUCUUUUCCCAGAAAAUUGGGCACCAAAUUUUCCCGAGAAAAUGGAGAAUUCCACCCAAGAAUCCCAUCUCAGACCCGACAAUUCGGUAACCUAUGAUUCCCCUUACCCAAUGUACGCCAUGGCUCUUUCCUCAACCCAAACCCAAACCCGAAACCACCGAAUCGCUGUCGGAAGCUUCAUCGAAGAAAUCUCUAACCGUGUUGAUAUUCUCUCCUUCGACCCAGAAACCCUAACCCUAAAUUCCCAACCUUCGCUUUCCUUCGACCACCCAUACCCUCCCACGAAGCUAAUGUUCCACCCUUCUACACUCCAAAAAUCAUCCGACAUUCUCGCCUCCUCCGGCGAUUAUCUCCGACUCUGGGAGGUUCGUGAUAACUCGAUCGAACCCAUCUCUGUUCUCAACAACAGUAAGUCCAGCGAGUUCUGUGCUCCCUUGACAUCUUUCGAUUGGAACGAGAUCGAGCCUAGGAGAAUUGGAACUUCUUCUAUCGAUACCACUUGUACAAUUUGGGAUAUUGAUAAAGGAGUGGUUGAAACUCAAUUGAUUGCUCACGAUAAAGAGGUUUACGAUAUAGCUUGGGGUGAAGCAAGGGUUUUUGCUUCGGUUUCGGCUGAUGGGUCAGUCAGAAUUUUUGAUUUGAGAGAUAAAGAACACUCCACAAUCAUCUAUGAGAGUCCUCAACCUGAUACCCCUUUGCUUAGAUUGGCUUGGAAUAAGCAGGAUUUGAGGUAUAUGGCAACAAUUUUGAUGGAUAGUAAUAAAGUUGUGAUCUUGGAUAUUAGGUCUCCUAGUAUGCCGGUGGCUGAGCUAGAGAGACACCGUGCUGGAGUUAAUGCUAUUGCUUGGGCUCCUCAGAGUUAUAGACAUAUUUGUUCAGCUGGGGAUGAUAGUCAAGCUCUUAUUUGGGAGUUACCUACUGUGGCUGGACCUAAUGGGAUUGAUCCCAUUUCUAUGUACUCUGCUGGCUCUGAAAUUAACCAGUUGCAGUGGUCUGCUGCUCAGCCUGAUUGGAUUGCCAUUGCUUUUUCUAAUAAGAUGCAGCUUUUGAAAGUUUGAGAUGAGGUGAGGCUCUAAUGGGGGAUUGAAGAUGAUGUUGUUGACAUAUAGACCAAACCAAGCCGGUAUUUAGUAAAUAUUUUUCAUUAAUCGGUCAGAUAUGUUCUAAUGUUUUAGGAAGAAGAGUUGUAGUUCUUGCACGUAGCUUGUCUUCGUGGCGAGUUAUAUUUAUUGUUUUAUUACACUAUUUCUGGCUUGGUUUUGUAGGUGUAGUUUUGUGUACCUUAUUUUGUUCUUCACCACAAUCUUUGUGUUAUAUGUAGGCUUGCCUCUCCUCUAAUCUCUUUUGUAUGUGUCCUUGAUAGCUCGAAAUGUUUUACCUAAAGAAAAAGAAUUAAAGGUAGAGAGUAAUUCAGUGAAAGAUUAAGUCUAGUUAACAUUCUUAGAGCAUGAUUAAGCAAGCAAAGAGUUGCUUGUUUUAGAAUUCAUUCAAUUUUGAGUUAGUGACUUGAUUGUGUUAAUUGUUUAUGUAGUUAUUUGGAUUGAGUUUCUGUCUUGGUAAGACUCACUAACAUCUUUGCAAAAUGCUAACCGAACGACAAUUUCGGUAGAGAUUAUGAAAAAAAGGAUUAGUUCUUGUUGCUGUAG